AUGAAGAAAGUGUUGAGCUUGAAGCAAGGAGCAAAUCUCCUCACCUGCGAGGGCUCAUCGGGGAAAGGUGGGACGAGAGUUGGAGCAAUCGAUGAAUCGAAAAUGGCAACAACAACGCCGGCCGAAACAAGUGUGACAAAGGAAAAGCCGAAGGACGUCUUCCCGAUGUUCAAGAAAGCCGUCAAAAGACCAGCCAGUGUUAAUGUUGAGGAAGCAGUCAAAAGACCAGCCCGUGUUGAUGUUGAAGAAUUCUUCAAAAGACCAGCCGGUGUUGAUGUUGAAGAAUCCGUCAAAAGACCAGCCAGUGUUGCUUUUGAAGAAGCCGUCAAAAGACCAGCCAGCGUUGAUGUUGAGGAAGCCGUGAAAAGACCAGCCAGUGUUGAUGUUGAAGAAGCCGUCAAAGGACCAGCCAGCGUUGAUGUUGAGGAAGCCGUGAAAAGACCAGCCAGUGCUGAUGUUGAAGAAUCCGUCAAAAGACCAGCCAGUGUUGCUUUUGAGAAAGCCGUCAAAAGACCAAUGAUGGAAGACGGAGAAAACAUGCCGCCUACCUCAUCAACUACUUUCACCCUCAUCAACUACUUGAAAGAACCUCAAUGGAAAGCCGGACUUAGCAACGAAUUUAAGGCGCCCUACAUGAAGAAAAUCGAAGAAUUUCUACAGAAACAAUAUAAAAUGCAAAUAAUAGUAAGGCCGCCAAAAGACGAGAUCUUCAAUGCCUUCAAUUUGACUCCACUGAACAAAGUGAAAGUGGUGAUCCUUGGACAAGAUCCCUAUCACGAUACAAAUCAGGCACACGGUUUGUCGUUUUCGGUAAAGAAAGGGGUCGCCAUCCCACCAUCGCUCGUCAACAUCUACAAGGAAUUAGCUGCAGAUAUCGAAGGUUUCAAUAUUCCAAAACACGGCAAUUUGUUGGGCUGGGCUACGCAAGGAGUUUUCAUGUUGAACGCGGCGCUUUCUGUCGAAGUACAUAAAGCUAACUCGCACUCGCAGAUUGGUUGGCACACUUUCACGGACAAGGUAAUCCAAUUUAUCUCGAAGAAUGUGAAACACUGCGUCUUCUUGCUUUGGGGCGCGUAUGCACAGAAAAAGGUCGAGCUGAUCGACAGAAAGCGACACACGGUGAUUAUGACAGCCCAUCCUUCACCGUUGAGUUGUCAUCGAGGUUUCACAGGGAGCCGAUGUUUCUCGAGAGCCAACCAGGCAUUGAAAGAUCACGGGAUGAAGCCGAUCGAUUGGAAUAAUUUGCCU
This is a messenger RNA of Mesorhabditis belari, 1248 nucleotides long. Lineage: Eukaryota; Metazoa; Nematoda; Chromadorea; Rhabditida; Rhabditidae. The record is from the annotation of a GenBank genome assembly.